CUAUAGUAUUAUAAAUAUUAAUUGUUAUAUAUUUAUGUUGAGAUAGUGUUAUUCUUUAUGGUGGUGUCAACAGCUCAUAAAUAAAGCUUAAACAUGGGAUGUUGUGACGGAUUAUCUAAAUGUUUUCUGAUCACAUUCGGAAUAUUUUUCUUGCUGUUUGGGGGAGCAUGUAUUGGUGGAGGAAUUUUUGUUAUCGUAUAUAAAAACGACAUACUGAUAUUAGCUCGAAGUGCUACGGAAGGAGCAGUUGACAGCGUAGAUACUCCAUCAUUGUUAGAGUCGGCCGCCUAUGUCCUCAUAGCUACAGGGGCAUUCGUUGUGUUUAUCUCGUUUGUUGGAUGCUGUGGUGCAUGCUUAAAGAGUAAAUGUUUGCUCAGAAUAUAUGUCGUUAUUAUUGGACUGAUGAUAUUGUUAGAAAUAGCAGCUGUUGUCUUAGUUAUUGUCUAUAAAGAUAAGCUUGAGACCUACGCAAAGGACAACUUACUGACCAUGCUGAAUGAUAACUAUAUUGGACCAUAUUCUACUUCUAAUGCUAUAAGUUUGGCAUUUGACUUGGCACAAAUCGUGUUUACGUGUUGUGGUGUGGUCAAUCAAACUGAGUAUGCUUCUAUCAACACAUGGAAUACUACAUAUGCGUAUGAUUCAGGAGGAGGUGUUUACGUCACAGCAACAGCAACCAUACCUCUGACGUGUUGUCAGUUUAACAAUAAAGAUGCUUUCCCCGAUGAUAUGACAACCUUCCUUAAUUCUAUGGUGGAUAACCAAUGUCCAGUUACUCAGGCUGGAGCGCAUACUACAGGUUGUUAUGAUGCUUUGAAAGAAGAAUUCAAUAAGUAUUUCAGCAUUUUAAUAGGUAUCGCGUCUGGUAUAGCUGGUCUGCAAGUGUUUGGAUUCAUUUCUGCUUGUUGUCUAAUGAAAGAAGACGAGAAAAGAGAGGAAGUAAUAUAGAAAAAUACAAUUGAAAGAAAGAAUAAUAGACCUAUUCAGUUAUUCAGUUUCAAUUUAAUUAAAAUAUAGAUUUCUGA
Messenger RNA from Mytilus californianus (California mussel), 1025 nucleotides. RefSeq names its product CD63 antigen-like. Lineage: Eukaryota; Metazoa; Mollusca; Bivalvia; Mytilida; Mytilidae. Gene Ontology annotation, cellular component: membrane. The transcript is spliced from 8 exons. The coding region runs from base 94 to 948 and encodes 284 amino acids. The record is from RefSeq and is a predicted model, not a curated record.